AUGUCUUCAUUCUCGAUUCCAACCCCGUCAGGAUCAUCCGCGAUUCCAAUUAUCGCACCUACUACCGAAAAGGAAACCCCUAAAAGUCCUCCACCUUCAAAAAAUUUAGCUGCAAAUGCCAAAACGCGAACUUGUAGAAAUUUAAUUAUACAUGGAUACUGUAAAUAUGAGGGAAAAGGUUGUGAGUUUAAUCACGACUUAGGAAAAUCGACAUCGCCUCCAAAUAGUCCGGAAACUACAAAGUCAAAAUUAAGUGUCAAUUCUCCAGUAUUCAAACCUUCCGUUCUACUUUCAUCCAUUCCACCAGAAGUAGUAAAUGCGCCACCAUUUAUCCCUAAAAGUACUCAAGUUAACCCUCCCGAAGAAAUUCCGGUCAUUCCUACAAGUACACCAGGUUCACCUCAGCAGCAACAUUCUGGAGAAAAAGAGUAUGAUAAUGAAAUUACAUUAUACGAUCAGAGUAUGGGAUUUUAUCCUCCUGUAUCACCUUCAACACCUUUUCUUUUGUCUCCUGGAGGUGCUGGAAGUCAUGGUUUAAACGCACUUGCCAAUUCAUUUGCUUCAUUAGGGCUUAAUGCCAACGCGAAUCAAUUUGCAUCUAAUGAGAAUUCGAUACCAGAUAUUCUAUCACAUCAACACAUGAAUAAUACAAGCUAUUUUACGACUUCACAUCAUUUGGAUCCAUUCUUAUAUCAAUCUCAGCAGGCUUUAUUGCCUCAACCAUUACGAUAUCACCUUUACACAUCACCCCUACCGCAUGUUUCCAACCUACAUCCGCAUCAAAAAACAAUUCAUUCGUUUUUUAUGUCGGACCAUUUACGUGAAGAAUUGCAACAAAAGAAUGAAGCUACGUUGAAAAUCGUGAAUGCGAAAGAUUUUAAUUUACCCGAAGAACUUCAUGUAUAUCAUUCCUUGUAUCCACUUGAUCAACGCCAAGAAAAAUCCAUAAAGAUUUUCGGAUAUCCAAGUUGGGUAUACAAGUCAGUUUGUCUUGUUGAUGGACGCGUCUAUUGUUUAAGACGCAUUGAGGGUUUCCGUUUAACAAAUGAAAUAGCGAUGUCAACAAUAGAAAAUUGGCGAAGGAUCAGACAUGCGAAUAUUGUUUCUGUACGUGAAGCAUUUACCACUAAGGCUUUUGGUGAUCAUUCACUUGUUUUUGUAUACGAUUAUCAUCCUUUAUCACAGACCCUUUUCGACAAACAUUUUUCACCUUCAUUGCAAGCAGCUAAUCAUCCUCAGGGUGGCGUGACUGGUGUUAUUACUGAAACAGUUUUAUGGAGUUAUAUAACACAAUUGGCUUCUGCAAUAAAGACGAUACAUUCUUCAGGACUGGCAGCGCGAACUAUUGAACCUACAAAAAUUUUAUUAACUAAUAAAAAUCGAAUACGUAUUAAUUGCUGUGGCAUAAUGGAUAUGUUGACUUUUGAUGGUGGGAAAAAUAUCCCACAUUUUCAGCAAGAAGAUCUCUUAAAUUUCGGACAAUUAAUAAUUUCACUUGCGUGUAAUUCACUUUCAUCGGUUCAUAAUUUACCGAAAUUAAUUGAUUACAUUUCCCGACAUUAUUCUCUCGAUUUAAAGAAUGUGAUAUUAUAUUUAUUAAGUAAACCAACUCCAAUGAAAUCUAUAGAUGAUGUUAUAGCUAUGAUAGGACCACGAUUAUUACACGAGAUUAAUAGCGCUCAUCAUUAUAAUGAUUUUUUGGAAAGUGGUUUGAGUCAGGAAUUAGAAAAUGGAAGAUUAGUAAGAUUACUAUGUAAAUUCGGAUUUAUUAAUGAACGUCCAGAGUUUGAUAUGGAUCCAAGUUGGUCAGAAACUGGAGAUAGAUAUUUAAUUAAAUUAUUUAGGGAUUAUGUGUUUCAUCAAGUAGAUGAAAAUGGUUACCCUGUAGUUGAUAUGGCACAUGUACUAAUGUGUUUAAAUAAGUUGGAUGCUGGGGUUGAUGAAAGAAUAAUGUUAGUUUCAAGAGAUGAACAAUCAUGUUUAAUUGUUUCUUAUAAAGAGAUAAAGAAUUGUAUUGAUUCAGCAUUUAGAGAUUUAUCAAGAAGAAAAUGA
Molecule: messenger RNA, 2052 nt
Organism: Funneliformis geosporum
Lineage: Eukaryota; Fungi; Glomeromycota; Glomeromycetes; Glomerales; Glomeraceae
Source: the annotation of a GenBank genome assembly